Molecule: messenger RNA, 1481 nt
Organism: Syngnathoides biaculeatus (alligator pipefish)
Lineage: Eukaryota; Metazoa; Chordata; Actinopteri; Syngnathiformes; Syngnathidae
Product: ras-related protein Rab-34-like
Exons: 10
Coding region: 330-1283 (317 amino acids)
Biological process (GO): phagosome-lysosome fusion; endocytosis
Molecular function (GO): GTP binding; GTPase activity
Source: RefSeq, a predicted model, not a curated record
UGUUUCAUCCUUCUCGAGUGAGACGACGCCAGGAUCGAUCCAGCAAUGCGUCCGAGAAGAAAAGGACAGAAGAGCAACGGCGGCGCUAUUAUAUAGCUGCAGUCGCGUGUGUAUGACGUCACGUCCGGUUGCAGGAGUCCUGGAGCCAAUCCCAGCUGUCAUGGGCAGGAGGCGGGGUAUACCCUGAACUGGUUUCCGGACGAUAUAUAUCCAGUAUCCAAGCCGCUCAUCCUCAUAAGGGUCACGGGAAAGCAGGGGCCUAUCCGGGCCAGCUCUGGGCGAAAAGGCAGACCACACCCUGAACUGGCCGCCAGUCAGUCGCAGGGCAGAUGUAUCUGACACUGAGCGGGAAUGGAUCCCGCGCUGCCCGCACCGAAGGGGCGACAUCCAUCUUGACCCGUGCUCGGACGUGGAUUCAGUCCGACAUCAUGUUGCUCCCUACCGAGGGCGACAGGAUCAUAACGCGCCUGCCCAAGUGCUUCAGUCCAAAAGCGUCGCUGCGGACCGACGAGCUUUUCCAUCCUCGGGUGCAGGCCGCCUGUCGGACGCGCACGGAAGACGCCGUCAGCUUCAACGUCGCCAAAGUCAUCGUUGUGGGGGACGUCUCGGUCGGGAAAACGUCUUUGGUGAGCAGGUUCUGCAGGGGCGCCUUCGACAAGAACUACAAAGCCACCAUCGGCGUGGACUUCGACAUGGAACGCUUCCACGUGCUCGGCGUGCCCUUCAGCCUGCAGCUGUGGGACACGGCGGGUCAGGAGCGCUUCAAGUGCAUCGCCUCCACGUACUACCGAGGGGCUCAAGGUGAGGGAGUCGGAUUAGUCCGAGUCCAAACAAAAUUGCUCCGACGUGCUUUUUUGUUUUGUUUUUGCAGCCAUCAUUGUGGUCUUCGACCUGAGCAGAGGGAGCUCCUUAGUCCACGCCAGUGGUUGGAGGACGCCAUGAGGGAGAACGACCCCUCCAGCGUUCUUCUCUUCCUCGUGGGCACCAAGAAAGAUCUCAGCUCUCCAGAGCAGCUGGCUCAGGUGGAAGAGGAAGCCGUCAGGACGUCGGAAGAACUCGGAGCCGAGUACUGGGCCGUGUCGGCAAAGUCGGGAGACGGCGUGAGGGAUUUCUUUCUCCGCGUGGCCUCUUUGACCUUCGAGGCCAAUGUCCUCUCCGAGCUGGAAAAACAAAACGGGAACACGACCGACGUCAUCAGUGAGUCGCCGUCGCUUCUUCAUCGAGCAGUCUGGCGUCCCGGAAUGUCAACUUUUGCUACGUGCGUUCAUUUUUCGCAACAAUGACGUGACGUCUGUCGCGUCAACAGGGAUCUCGAACGGCCCGCGGGACGAGCGCAAGCCGGGCAAGAGGAAGUCCGACUGCUGCUGAUGUGACAAUCGGGGGAGCGGACGCACGGAUCCGGCUGGCGCGUAAAUAAAAGUCGCCAAAGGACUUUCCCCCGCAUUCCCGUGUGGCUCGUUAACUUCCGGCGUCAUGUGCCC